Austrofundulus limnaeus is the source of this 5624-nucleotide messenger RNA. RefSeq names its product ubiquitin specific peptidase 10 (gene usp10). The coding region runs from base 429 to 2891 and encodes 820 amino acids. Gene Ontology annotation, biological process: regulation of autophagy; protein deubiquitination; DNA damage response, signal transduction by p53 class mediator. Gene Ontology annotation, cellular component: nucleus; cytosol. NCBI's taxonomy places the organism in Eukaryota, Metazoa, Chordata, Actinopteri, Cyprinodontiformes, Rivulidae. Gene Ontology annotation, molecular function: cysteine-type deubiquitinase activity. The record is from RefSeq and is a predicted model, not a curated record. The transcript has 15 exons.
CACGCGCUACCUCCAACCGACCGCGAGCUGGUUUGGCUAGCUAGCGAGGAAUAUGGCCACGCGAGUAGCGUGAAAUGCUGAUGCAUUAAAUGGAUUUCAAUAUUCGACUACCAAUACAUCGUUGGACAGCUGACAAUGACGACGGAGUAGAGCAGCGUUUGUAGUUGUUAUUACAAACCCGUAACACCCUUCCGGGGAAGUUUUCAUCUCGUCAGCGGAGGAGAAUCUCACCGGGAGCAUGGCUUCUUACAGCAACCAGGUAGCACGGCUAACGUUAGCUGUAUAUAUUUGGGGAAUUCAGCCCUGAUGAGAUCAAUCAAUUCUUUGUGACUCCUCGAUUUUAUGUUGAGCUUCCUCCUUUCAAUGACAAAGUUCCAUGCGUCAGUCAGUCUUCAGGAAGUUACUGCACUCCUGCUGUACCUUAUAUUAUGGAGUCAAUGGGACUGCAGGUUUGCGCAGAGGACUAUCAGCACAUCGAGUUUGGGGUUGACGAGGUGAUGGAUUCCAAGCCUGUUGGGGUGAAUGAUCCUUUGUACAAGGUUUCGAGUAACCUCAACCCCCAGGCUCCAGAGUUCAUUCUGGGCUGCCAGCCUGCUCCAAAGCCUCAACAGACAGCUUCUCCAACAGCUGAUGUCCCAGAUGGAAGCCACUUCAACUUGCUGGAUGGGCCCGAUGCUGAUGCUGAAGCUUCAGCCCUGGACAAUCACCAGUCAUGCCAGGACAUAGACGGACUCCCUGGCAGCCUUGGACAGCGAGAAAGAAAGAAAAAGAAAAAACGGCCACCAGGAUACUACAACUAUUUGGAUCCAUCAGCUGGUGGAAGCAACAGCUCUGGUGCAGCAGAUGGAGUGCCUGUAACAGCACUAGUAAAUGGACAUGCACUUGCAGGCUCACACCACAGUCCUGAGGAUGUUGAUAGCAAGACUUUGUCAGCAGCUCAACUUUCCACCCCUGCACCGGUCCCUACAGAAACUGCUACAGCUGCUGUGUUUGCGCCAACAUCCACUGCCAAUCAGAGGACUUGUGAUAGCCCUGAUGACUUAUCUUUUGACUUAACAAGUGGAGGAUCUUUAUCAGAUGGUAACAAUGCAACUUCCUCCUCUUGUUCCUCCUCUCAAAGCAGAGGGAUGACAGAGGGACCAAGGACUGCAGAUCAGCAGCAGGUUCAUUUGUCUCCUCAGAGUCCCGAACUUUCAGAUACGCCACACAGCCCCCAGUCCAAAUCACCAUCUCCUUCCACUGCUGAGGCCAUCCCCUCUGCCACCACUUCCACAACUACUGAACUAGAAGGAAGCGAGGUAGCAGAGAGAAGUGUGGCUAAUGGGCUAGAAGAGCCCAAUGCUCCUGUCAGUGCCGAUGGACACAGAGAGGACUGUGACAGUGGGGAGCAGAGUCAGCAUCUCACUCCAGACUGUGCUGCCCAGACUUUAGUCACAGAGCAGGCACAUUCACCUGCAAUUCCCACUGCACCCACUGCCAACCUUCCUAAAUCUUGGGCUAGCCUCUUUCACAACUCCAAGCCUCUGCCUGGGGGCCCACAGGCCUUUGUGGAGGUAAAGAAUGUUGUGGAAGUUGUUUCUCCCUCCCUUGCAAUGCCAGAGCAACCUGAAAAGGUCGGGGAGAUAAAAGAAGGUCCUGUCCAUGUGUCAGAGGAUCCAAUGGCCCCUAAACUUGCAGAACUUAUUGAGAAUGUGAAGUUGAUACAUAAACCAGUGUCUUUGCAGCCAAGGGGGCUGAUCAACAAGGGGAACUGGUGCUAUAUCAACGCUACCCUACAGGCCCUGAUUGCUUGUCCUCCCAUGUAUCACCUGAUGAAGUCCAUUCCUCUGCAUACUGAAACUCAGAGACCGUGCUCGUCCACUCCCAUGAUCGACAACUUUGUAAGGCUGGUGAAUGAGUUCAACAACAUGCCUGUGCCACCUAAACCGAAACAGCAAAACGUUGGCGAUAAGAUCGUAAAGGACAUUCGACCUGGUGUACCGUUUGAACCAACUUAUAUUUAUAAACUCCUCACUCUCAUCAAAUCGAGUCUUUCUGAGAAGGGUCGGCAAGAGGAUGCAGAGGAGUAUCUUGGCUUUACACUGAAUGGACUGCAUGAGGAGAUGCUGGCACUGAAAAAACUAAUCUUGCCUCAGGAUGAGAAAGCUCCUACACCCAAUGGCCCAGAGUCCCAGCAAGGUGUUGAGGAGGACAAAGAGGCUGAUAAGGAGGAAGAGGGAAGUGAAGAUGAGUGGGAACAAGUUGGUCCCCGAAACAAGACUUCUGUCACUCGUCAAGCCGACUUUAUCCGCACACCUAUCACUGACAUUUUUGGUGGACACAUCAGAUCGGUGGUCUAUCAGCAAAACUCUAAAGAGUCAGCCACACUGCAGCCUUUCUUUACCCUGCAGCUUGACAUUCAGUCUGAGAAGAUCCGCACAGUGCAGGAAGCUCUCGAAACGUUGGUGGCCCGAGAGUCUGUCCUCGGCUACACUUCUAAAACCAAGCAAGAGAUUGAGAUCAGUCGAAAGGUAACUCUGGAAGAGCUGCCACCAGUGCUGGUGCUCCAUCUCAAGAGAUUUGUUUUUGAAAAGACUGGAGGUUGCCAGAAAUUGACAAAGAACAUUGAUUACCCUGUUGACUUGGAAAUCAGCAAAGACCUCUUGUCCUCUGGAGUGCGAAGCAAGGUUUUGAAAGGCCAAAGAACUUACAGGCUCUUUGCAGUUGUUUAUCACCACGGAAACAGCGCAACAGGCGGACAUUACACCACUGAUGUCUUCCACAUUGGUCUUAACGGCUGGUUGCGUAUUGACGACCAGACAGUGAAGGUCAUCAACCAGUACCAGGUGGUGAAGCAGACUGCCGAGCGCACCGCCUACCUGCUGUAUUACCGCCGCGUCGACCUGCUGUAGACACGCACACACACACACACACGCACACACACACGAGAAUAUCUGAACAUAUUCACAAACAUGCACUCACACUUAACAGACAAGUCAAAGUGCACUUGUUGACAAAGUGCAUCUACAUCUAACACAAACACACAGCAAACUAAUAAACAGGAACACUGCCCAACUUGUUCUUUUGCAAGAUUUUCCUAUUCUUCCCUCCCGUCUCCGCUUUCCUGAAAACCAGCUUUUCCAACGCCUUUUUUCCUCGUCACCGUUUUUUAUUUUCAGAAGAAGAGAAGCAAGCUGCAUUCACAAAGUUUUUUUCCUGUGACUGCUGUCUCCUUUGCGUCACUGCAUUUUUUUUCCUUUUAUGUUUUUGUUUUUAAGCAGCGAGGAAGGACUGUUGAUUUGACAAAGGUGAGGUUGGGGUUACAGGUUUGAACCUCAGACUGAGUCUGCCACUUGGCUCUGAUGGCCAUCAGUGAACUCACACAGGUGGAACUACUACAGACUGAAAGUGGACAGCAGGGGGCUUUUUCCUGUUCAAACUCCUUAUUUUUUGGAAAUGACCCAGAUAUAUCAGUGUUUGCCUUUUUAUUAAAGGAGAACUGUCAUACCAGUGAAUUUGCAGCAGUUUGAAAGCCUAUCGUUUGCCCAUGUGCAUUGGAAAGGCCCAGCACCAGCAGUAUCAUGGGUCUCUUCCCUCAAGACCAGAUUGUUUUUCUCUGCCACCAACUCCUCCUCCUUCUACAUGUCCUCACUUUUAUGAUGCUUUAAAGGUACAACUUGAGCCAUCAAAAGCAAAAAGCAAACACGAGGCUAUAAAAUGUGAACCUAACAGCUUCCUUGUUUUGAAAGAUUCUUCUUAUGGUAUUUGGGUUUAGAUUUAGACUAUUGUGAAUAUAAAAAUAUAAUGCGCUUUAGAAUUUAAUUACAGAUAAGCUUCUGUGCACAAAAUGACAGGCAAAUACGUUUUUCAAAUAUCUAGAUCAUAAAAUUUUAAAACGAGCAAAAAAUGUGUUUCUUGCUGACUUGAACAUCUGUGUGUUUCCUGGAAAACUCAGUUUUUAAUCCCAAUUUUUGCUUUAGAAAAACGGCAACCGAUCAAGAAAAUUUUAAAUGCAAAACCUGCUCUUGUUAACUUUGUAAAUUUCUUUCUUCAUCCAUUCAUGUUUUUUCCCUUUGUUUUUUUUUUUUUUUUUGGCUUGUCUCAAGUGUCCACCUGUGUAUUGGUGGUUUGGGGUGUAUUCAGUCACACCAUCCUACCCCUUUACAUAAAAGAAAGCAAAAGCUUUCUUCUGCUCAGUUUGACAUUUUUCCACUCAAAAUACGACACUCAUCCCGAUCACAUGGAAAGUGCAGAUUAAAUAUAUGAAGAUUUAAGGUUUCUCUAUGUAUUCUUAAUUUGGUGUUGCGAUAAACAAAAGAUUGGGGGACGUCUGGACUACAUCAGUUCUCAGCUCUCCAGAUAGACCCGGGACAUGCGCACAAAAGGAGAUGGUAUUUGCUUUUCUUUAUUUUAUUUCUUUUGAUUGAUUGUGAUCAUUUUUGUUUGUGUUAAUGAAAGUUUUGUUUUAUUUUUUUCUUUUUGUCAAUCACUUAUUAGAUGUCCCUCUGCUUUUGCUCCAUUCAGAAAAAUGUGCUUGCAAUGGAAUUGAAUUUGAAAAAAAAAAAAAAAUAAAACAGGCUAAAGCACAACUACAAAAUAAACUAAAUAGUUCUUUGCUUGAUAUUUAUUUGCCUUUUUGUCUAUUUGUUUUUUUGAUCAUUUCCAUGUUUACUUCAAUCCUGUUUCUUUCGAAUCGUCAGUAUCACCAUCAGUGUUAAAACAGCUCCAACUUUUCUCAACAAUUUGAACAUUUUCAUUCGAGUCUCCUGUGGACAUGGUUUUUGCUCAUGUCAUUUCAUUCAGUAGAACAAGUUACACAAGUGAGACUGGUUCAACGUUUUCCAGUGAAAUGGUGCAGCAUAAUGUAAAUUUUCAGAUUUUUUUUUUAUAUCAAUGUUGAAGUCAAAUACCAUCUGAAAGCUUACUCUAGUUAAAACAAAUUGUCUAUUAGAUUAAAAUCAUUUCUAUAUUUUAGCAUAGAUGUGAUGCAUAGUGUCAUUGAACUUGUGGGUUUUAAAGUCAGAAACCUUUUUCAGGUAAACCAAAGUACAUUAUCACAUCAGCCCUACUGCCUUUUCAUAGAGUUAAUGUUCCAACCUUAUUUUGCCUUGUCCAUUCAUUGCGCAAAGGAAAUGGCAUGCUCUGUAAACCACUGGUUCAGCAUAACUUCCACAAAAUUCAGUUGUGAUGCUGGCUUUUAUUUCUGCAAAAAAAAAUGACAUUGUUGAUUGCAUACUUUAUUUCACUUUUCAAAGAAUGUUUCUAAGAUGGGAAUUGAAAAAGGACACCUUGAGUUUUCUGUUUGGUUUCCACUUGGUGUCUUGUUGGCUGGUCAGGAAACAUGCAGAUGAAAAGCUUCGAUAAUGUUUUCAGUGUGUGCUCCGAGCACUUAUUGUCUGCUGGGUACUGUUGGGAUAUUGACCUUGAAACAGAAAAAAAAAUCUAUUGUCUUUAAUUUCAAGCCUUCAGCAUUCUGUUUUGUUUAUUGUUUAAAUAAAGGUUUGUGCACAAAUCAGUUUGCUAAUCAAGUGUAAUCUGAAGAGUACCUGGCUUUCUUAUGAUAGUCAAUUCUGAAAAACUUUGCAACCUCCAGACCUUGGACUGGCCUACACAACAAUGUGCACAAUAAACCAAAAUAAUCUAGA